Sphaeramia orbicularis (orbiculate cardinalfish) is the source of this 2295-nucleotide messenger RNA. RefSeq names its product MAPK activated protein kinase 3 (gene mapkapk3). Gene Ontology annotation, biological process: protein phosphorylation. Bases 491 to 1744 code for a protein of 417 amino acids. The transcript has 10 exons. The record is from RefSeq and is a predicted model, not a curated record. Lineage: Eukaryota; Metazoa; Chordata; Actinopteri; Kurtiformes; Apogonidae. Gene Ontology annotation, molecular function: protein kinase activity; ATP binding.
CAAACAGUGACAGUGAAUGGCCAUGUGAAUACAAGCACAGGACUCCACAUGAACGGGGAACUGAGCGCACAUCAGACAGCCGUCAACAGGACUGUCGUUUAUAUUCUAACAAGUUAUAACUGAAACUGAUCUUAUAGUGUGGGUCUGAAAUAUCUGGAUUCCUCUGAGGAGAAAAGUAAGAGUAAUUUUUAUUAUUAUUAUUAUUAUUGUUAUUAUUAUUAUUAAAUUUUAUAGGCGCGUUUUUGAGUCUGAUGAGGAAAUAACUCCAGUCUUGACUUUAAACAGAUGUUUGUUAUAACAGUUCUAUUGUAGAUACAGUGUUUUCCUGUGGCUUUAGUGCCCAGGGCAGCCAGCAGUGGUCAAGGAUUCCUCUCCGCUCUUUACGCAUUUACCGGAGGGCAGACGCACUCAUCGCAUUACUCUGGUAAAUUACGCACACUUUGUUUUUUUUUUGACUGUGCGCCGCUGGUGACUCCGAGCCGGCGUGAACAUGCUACAAAAUGGAAAUAGAAAGGACAAACCGCUUCAGGCUCCAAAGGCUGAGGCAGAGCCGGACUCCCCUGCUGAAAACCCCAAGCCGGAUCAGCCGGAGCUGGAUCCCGCUCCAGACGCAGCCGCAGCCGCCGACAAGAAGGACGCAGACGCAGAGUCCACGCACUUCCCCAUGCCCCUUCAUCCAAAACUGGACAUAAAACGCAACGCAGUAACGGACGAUUAUAAGAUCUCCAGUCAGGUUCUGGGCUUAGGAAUCAAUGGCAAAGUGUUGGAGUGCUUCAAUAAGAAAACAGGACAGAAGUGCGCACUGAAGAUUCUCUAUGACAGCCCCAAAGCGAGGAGAGAGGUGGAGCUUCACUGGCGGGUGUCAGGAGGACCGUACAUCGUUCGCAUCCUCAGCCUGUAUGAGAACAUGCAUCAUGGGAAGAAGUGCCUGCUCAUCAUCAUGGAGUGUAUGGAGGGAGGAGAACUCUUCAACCGAAUCCAGGCCAGAGGGGACCAGGCCUUCACUGAGAAAGAGGCGUCUGAGAUUAUGAGGGACAUCGGCACAGCCAUCGAGUUUCUCCACAACAUCAACAUCGCGCACAGAGACAUAAAACCAGAGAACCUGCUAUACAACACUAAAGACAGAAACGGUGUCCUCAAACUAACAGAUUUUGGCUUCGCUAAGGAAACCACGCUACACAACCCCCUACAGACACCCUGCUACACACCAUACUAUGUUGCUCCUGAGGUUUUAGGUCCGGAGAAAUAUGACAAGUCAUGUGACAUGUGGUCUCUGGGUGUCAUCAUGUACAUCCUAUUGUGUGGCUUCCCUCCAUUUUACUCCAACACAGGCCAGGCUAUUUCUCCGGGAAUGAAAAGAAGGAUCAGGAUGGGCCAGUAUGAAUUUCCCAACCCAGAGUGGGCUGAGGUGUCACAGGAAGCAAAGGAUUUGAUCCACCAGCUACUGAAAACAGACCCUAAUGAAAGAAUGACCAUCACUCAGUUUAUGAACCAUCCCUGGAUCAAUCAGUCCAUGGUGGUUCCCUCCACUCCACUCCACACCACCAGGGUCCUGACUGAAGACAGAGAGAUGUGGGAGGACGUGAAGGAGGAGAUGACCAGUGCUUUAGCGACCAUGCGUGUGGACUACGACCAGGUGAAGAUUAAAGAUCUGGAUACUUCCAGCAACCCGCUGCUGAAUAAGAGACGUAAGAAGGCAGCAGCAGGAGGGAAGAGUGGGUCCACAGUCUGUCAAAGUCAGUGAGACACAGAGGAUAGUGAUGUGAACCAGAGCGUCAAUGAUGACGAAAUAACUGAAGCUCAAGAGGAGAACAAGUUGUGCAGUGUGGGCUACGUUAAAUACCUACUGAGCCUUGAGAACGGACAAUAAAGGGACAACUUGUGUCCCAACUGGACGUGUAUAGGACGUAUCCGGACAUGGUACAGCUGUUAUUAUUACGUUUAUCCACUCUGUGUAUAUAAUCUGUAGGUCCUGCCUGUUUGUACGUGGGCGUCUGUGUGCACACAUGAAGUGUUUGUAGUGAUAAUGUCAUGUGUAUUUGAGUGCUGGGUUGCCUGUUUGAGGUAGAAUCUCCUUUUUUUAACUAUGCACUAGCGUGUGCACGACACAGACAGACAAACAAACAAACCAAGUGUGGACAGACUGUGAAUCUAGAACACUCAAGAUGUCCUGUAUUGUCUUAAUGUUGUCUGUCUUUUGCUUCCAUCUGAGGGAUUAAAGCAAAGUCUGACGAUGAGUGUCUUGUCAGUAUCUUUGACAAUAAAAUGCAGCUGCCAUAAUGACCUACAACUCAA